Molecule: messenger RNA, 1686 nt
Organism: Fusarium odoratissimum NRRL 54006
Lineage: Eukaryota; Fungi; Ascomycota; Sordariomycetes; Hypocreales; Nectriaceae
Exons: 2
Coding region: 1-1686 (561 amino acids)
Source: RefSeq, a predicted model, not a curated record
AUGAAACAAUUUCCUCUCUUACAAUCAAUUCUUGUAGCAUGUGCCGUGCCUACGGCACUUGGUGCCCCUGCUCGUGCAUGUUCACCCACCGCGAGAAUUCACAACGGAACUGUCCAGGGCUUGUACAACCAGGAGUUCCAUCAAGACUUCUUUCUCGGAAUGCCCUACGCGCAACCGCCCGAGGGGAACCUUCGAUUCCGCCGCCCGGUUUCUAUCAAUGAGACUUGGUCGACAGCUCUGAACGCGACAGCGUACGGAAAUCAUUGCAUCAACAACCCUGUCGCUUUCUCCCUAAACCCGACGGGCGUGACCUAUCCAGAAGGCGAGGACUGUCUCUCCGUCAACGUUGUACGUCCUUCGGGUACAACCGACCGCUCGAACCUGCCGGUAUUGAUUUGGAUUCAUGGAGGCGGCUUCCAAGAAGGUGGGAGCGGCGACGGACGAUAUAACAUGUCGUACCUUGUACGCAACUCCGUUGAGAUGGGCUAUCCUACAGUCAUGGUCAGCUUCAACUAUCGGCUUAACGGUUGGGGAUUCCUAGCUGGUCAAGAGGUGGAAGGUGCUGGCUUAUUGAACCUUGGCCUGCUUGACCAACGACUUGCACUACAAUGGGUCCAGGAGAACAUCCGGGCGUUUGGAGGCGAUCCUCACAAGGUCACCAUCCAAGGAGAAUCUGCUGGGGGCAGCUCUGUGGGGUUUCACUUGAUGGCGUAUGGUGGUCGAGAUGAUAAACUCUUCCGGGCCGCCAUCAUUGAGAGCAGCAGCCCGUUGAAUGUCCAGACCUUCGCGACGCCGACAGAACGUCAAGUCCAUUACGAUAGGAUAGUAAACGAUACUGGUUGUACUGGUGCAGUCGACACACUCGGAUGCUUGCGAGAGGCUCCCUUUGACAAGAUAAAGUCUGCUUUGUCGACACACUGGUUGGAUCCGGUUCUGGAUGGGACGUUCAUUCAGGGUUUCAGAACCAUUGGCUUACGUGAAGGAAGCUUUGUGAAGGUCCCUCUUCUUAUCGGAACCAACACGGAUGAGGGGCGCCUUUUUGUGGGGAAUGGCGUCAAUACGACUGAUGAGUUUCGCAACUACGUGGCAAAUACUUCAAUUUUUGGCGUACCGAAGUCAGAAGAGAGUGUCGACCUAGUACUGGACUUUUAUCCUACUGAGAUUGAUGAAACCGACUACCCGCCGCAAUUCGGCGCGCAGUACGGAAGGGUUCAGCAAUAUAUUACUGACUUUAGCUUUACUUCCGGCAAGCGUUUCAGCGCCCGUAGGUGGUCCGAUUUCAGCCAGCCUGUGUAUACUUACCGGUUCAAUACGCUCCCGAACGGAUUCGACCUUGGAUCAGUUGGGGUCACGCACUUCUUGGAGGUCGCCUUCGUUUUCAAUAACGUACCCGGAACCGGCAUGUCUGUUAGCUCCUUCGACGUCUCGCCCCCGGCACGGAAGCAGCAGUAUCUGCAGUUGGGUCAACUUAUGAGUCGUAUGUGGUUGAGCUUUGCGAAUACUCUCGACCCGAAUAACCACAAAGUACCCUCUGUCAACGUGUCGUGGCCUCAAUGGACCCCAGCAGAGCCUCGGAACAUUGUUUUCGACGGAAACCUCACGUCUAUUGCCUACAUUGAGAAGGAUGACUGGCGUGAGGAGGCCGUCAACAUGUUGAUCGAUAGGGCUUUGGAUUGGGGUCGUUGA